AUGCCGCCCAAGCGUACCACUUCAAUCAAACCAUUUAAGAAGACGACCAUGACUGCCGGCGACAGAUCAUCAAGCCCGCCGGAUAUCUCUCGUCCAGCGCGAUCCAGCCCGGCGUGGCUCGGCACCGAAUGGCUCCACGCCCAGCUCAAGACGGGCCCUCCAACAGAUCCUGCUCCUCAACAACAACAAUCCAUCAUCGAGCGAAGACUACCUUCAUCGGUGUGCUUGGAUAUCUCGGAGUUUCGAAGACUCCUCCAACGCUAUCGCAAGUCAGACGACUCCAUCACCCUCGCCCUCAACCGCUCCUUCCUCCUCCUAGGCUCCCCCUCCGACCAUCCUCCUCACCAACACAAUCAAAGCCAGCCCUCGACAAGCCAAUGUGCAGAGUUUUGGAAAAUCUUGACCGCUAGUUGGGCGAGUCGAGAGAACCUGAUCAGGAGCUGCAUCGACAUUGUCGAUCAGUCGGUCUCUGAGAGGAGCCGAGCGAUCCAAGAGCUAUCCGGCGCGCCAACCAAAUCGGAGCAAGUCGGCCGGACAAGCGGAGCAUUUGAAGACGAUAUAGCCAGACGACACCGACCGUCGACCGGUGAGAAGAAGAGGGCGGAGCUGGAGGCAGAAGUGUACACGGCCGAGCUGAAGCGGAGGAUGAUCCACGACGAGCUGGCCGUCGAAUCGGCCAUCCGCAAUCAAGCCCUCCAGAAAUUCAGCGCCCGCUGUUCCCCGUCCAUCUUUCCUGUCCCCGAUACCUCGCCUCAGGUCAACUUGGAUCCGCACCCUGUACCCCAAUAA
Molecule: messenger RNA, 789 nt
Organism: Puccinia graminis f. sp. tritici CRL 75-36-700-3
Lineage: Eukaryota; Fungi; Basidiomycota; Pucciniomycetes; Pucciniales; Pucciniaceae
Exons: 4
Coding region: 1-789 (262 amino acids)
Cellular component (GO): mitochondrial intermembrane space; mitochondrion
Source: RefSeq, a predicted model, not a curated record